This is a messenger RNA of Vitrella brassicaformis, 1029 nucleotides long. NCBI's taxonomy places the organism in Eukaryota, Vitrellaceae. The record is from the annotation of a GenBank genome assembly.
UUGAGAUCUGCCAUCUCUCUGUGAGCACCAACCCAAGCCAAGCAUGUCGAAGAAGCCCCGUUUCAUCGGAGGGUCAGAUUUGAAGGUUGCCGUCAUCGGAGAUGAGGUGGGUGGAGGAAGACAGACAGACAGCGCCCCAGCCACCCCUGUGGAGAGAUCUCAAACGUUUGUUCGCUGUUCAGGACACCGUGGUGGGCUUCUGUUUGGCUGGAGUCGGCGGCCGUGACGCCCAGGGCCGCUCCAACUUCCUCAUUGUCGAUAACAGUAACCACACGCACUGAAAGAGGCCCGGGAAUGCUCAGCUGUUGCCGUACUCGUCUGUCUUUCGCCGUAUUCCGCAGAGACCCGCAUGUCGGACAUCGAGAACGCGUUCCGUGAGUUCUGCGACCGCAAAGACAUCGGCGUCAUACUCAUCAACCAACACGUGGGAGAGGGAGGGAGUGGAGCGCCCGUGUGACGGAGACGGAUGCAUGGGUUGGAUGUGCGGUGCGAGUGUGGACUGGGUGUGUGUGUGUGCAGAUAGCCGAGCAGAUCCGGUACAUGGUGGACACUCACGAGAAGGUCAUCCCGACGGUGCUGGAGAUCCCCUCGAAGGACAAGCCUUACGAUGCCAGCAAGGUACGCACACCGCCCUCACCACACCCCACCACACCUGCAGCAAACACACACACACCCUCUGUGCUCCUUGUGCUUUAGGAUUCGGUCAUGUCGAGGGUCAAGGUGUUCUUCGGCGGCAACAUAGAGUGAGUGAUGGGACAGAGACGUACCGUACUGGGACCGCCGGAUGGUCUGUUGGGCUGUCACACGGCGACGCAGUCACACGAUGCUCGACACGUUUUUGGUGUGACGACUGCUAGCUAGGCUUAGCGAGAAGGGUGUCUGUCUGUCUGUCUGUCUAGAGCAUACUGUGUGUAUUAGGCGUGUGCUUACGUAGCAUGCAUAAGAUAACAUAACGAUGGGGUUGUUGGCGUUUCACGCACGACGCUGUGAUCAUCUCAAUGGAUGGCAAUGUGAAUUGAUUGCGAAUCA